This is a messenger RNA of Protomyces lactucae-debilis, 1395 nucleotides long. RefSeq names its product S-adenosyl-L-methionine-dependent methyltransferase. Bases 198 to 1244 code for a protein of 348 amino acids. NCBI's taxonomy places the organism in Eukaryota, Fungi, Ascomycota, Taphrinomycetes, Taphrinales, Protomycetaceae. The record is from RefSeq and is a predicted model, not a curated record. The transcript has a single exon.
UGAUUUGACCAUCGGUUCUGCUUUGGAUAUCUUUGGUGGCCAGGGCGCGAGUCUCUCUGACUGUGUGGCUUUCAACCGUAGAUGAGCAGCAAUAGAUGUGACUGUUGUGUUGCGUGCACAUGCGAUGACAUCUCCACUUCACUCGAUUACAGCAUACAAACAACCUCGCCUUUCGCAAGUCUUGAGAUACAGAGGGAAUGGCUCCAGCAUGGUACGAGCCUCUUCUCGAUGGCGGCUACAUGCCAAUCCCACUCCUUCGCUAUGGCAUUCGCAGACAACUCCAAGUUCGUCUCAAUGAACUUGCCUUUCCCGAUGUUGAAAAGGCGCUUGCCGACAAGCUUGCCUUUGUCGCUUCCCUUCGAGAACGUCCUAUUGCCAUCAACACGGAAGAUGCCAAUAAGCAGCACUAUGAGGUCUCCACGGAGUUCAUCCAGAUGUGCUUGGGUCCGCGUAUGAAGUACUCAUGCUGCUUAUUUCCAACUGGACGCGAGUCGCUUGCUGAGGCGGAAGAAGCCAUGCUUGCUUCGUAUGUGGAAAAAGCACAGCUCAAACCUGGUAUGUCAAUUUUGGAUCUUGGCUGUGGCUGGGGCUCCUUGUCGCUGUACCUUGCUGAGAAGCUACCGACGUGCAAGAUUACAAGUCUGUCAAACAGCAAGACGCAAAAGAUCUUUAUCGACAAGACUGCCGCUGAGCGAGGCUUCAAGAACCUGACGGUCGUGACGGGUGAUGUCAAGGAUCAUGAAUUCCCCGAUGGCAGCUUCGAUCGUGUUAUGUCGGUGGAGAUGUUUGAGCACAUGAAGAACUACCAGUUCCUGCUAGCUAAAGUGUCGCGAUGGCUCAAGGAUGAAGGGAAGCUGUUUGUGCACAUCUUUUGCCACAAGACGCAGCCAUAUGAUUACAAGGAUGGGGAUGGUUGGAUGACGGAUUACUUCUUCACUGGUGGCACCAUGCCCUCGAAUGAUCUGUUUCUGUACUUCCAGGAUGACUUGGCUAUUGAGGGGCACUGGGCUGUGAAUGGCAAGCACUAUGCUCAAACAUGCGAGGAAUGGUUGAAAUUGCUACUCAAGAACAAGCGUCAAGCAGAGCCAUACUUGAAGCAGACGUAUGGCGAGGGUGAAGUGACACGUUGGUUCAACCGAUGGAUCGUCUUUUACCUUGCCUGUGCUGAGCUCUUUGCCUGGGGCAAUGGCAAUGAGUGGUUUGUCUCGCACUACCUCUUCAAGAAGAAGCCGACCGCUGCUUAGCGUCUGCUGCACAUCAGCACAUAUUCUCAUUCCUCGGCUUUUCACAUACAUAGAGAAGGUUUCUGUAUCCGUAGAAUCUGUAAUACGCUGUACAUCCACCUUCAUGACGUGACCAGCCGGACUCGCUUGUAGUCUCUGCACGAAGAGGUCG